Bradysia coprophila is the source of this 2067-nucleotide messenger RNA. It is a transcript of the gene CtsK1, whose product is annotated as C1 family peptidase 26-29-p. NCBI's taxonomy places the organism in Eukaryota, Metazoa, Arthropoda, Insecta, Diptera, Sciaridae. The record is from RefSeq and is a predicted model, not a curated record. Gene Ontology annotation, biological process: proteolysis. Gene Ontology annotation, molecular function: cysteine-type peptidase activity.
AAAAAAUCGUGACUCAAUACACACAAAACGCUGUGCUACAACAAAUGCUAACUUAAAUUCAUAACGUUCACGUAGAGACGUUUAACAAGAAAAUUAACCGUACAAAAGGAUUUAAAUCAAAUCCAAUUUCAGUCGCAUACAUACAGGCCAUAAUAUAUGUACACACAACAGUGUCUCGAUCGUUCAUCUACGUUGAUCAAUUCAGUUGUGCUUGAAUAUUUGAGUGAAUAGGACUGUGUAUACUCGUUGUCCGGUCAAUACAAAACAGUUAAUUGAUAAGAUUGGUGAUUUGUUCGAAUUAAAAAAGUGAACUUUCGUCUUUAUUAUGCCAAUAUGAUGACUGGCGUCCAAAUUAUCAGCUUUUGUGUUCUUUUUGUUGGAGCUUUGGCAACUAAACCUCCAAAAUGGGACGAAACGUACACAGUCAAGGGAACAAUUAACAUUCCAUACGCCGAAAUAGCCGAACCAUUUUAUGCUUGGUACGACAAACCGUCCGGUCGUUCUCGCAUCGAUUAUUAUGGUGGAAUGGUGAAAACAUAUCAAUUGAAUCAUUACGGAACGUAUGGUGCAUCGCUGAAAAUUGCACCAGUUACAACCGAUGAUUCUCUGAACAAGGAGACCUGUCUGCAAGUGAAUGGUACAGCCGAUUAUCGUAUUCAGCCGCAGACAAUUUUGCCGAAUUGUACCGAUUUUCAAUUGGCUGGAACCGAUGACAUGUUGGGACAACGUUGCGAUAAAUUCAUUUAUGAAGAGCAAAUUGGUCAGAAGAGAAAUACCUACACGUUGUGGGUUCGUUACGAAAAGUCGCCCAAAUAUCCAGGAUCACGUAUGCCGAUACCGGUUCGCUAUGAAAUGCGAGGCUUCAAUUCAUUGCUUGGAUCCCAUUACGAUCAUUACUAUUUGGAUUAUGACUCCUACAGCCAUGAAGAUAUACCGAACGAAGUCUUCGAAGUCGAUGCUGAGCUGACUUGCGUCAGUUUCCCCGGACCGGGAAAUGGACACUAUGCCACCUUCAAUCCCAUGAAAGAAUAUAUGCAUCCUCAUGACUACAGUCACGUUGAUCACGAGUUCAGGCGUUUCAUUGGCAAACACGGUAAACAGUAUGACACCGUUGAAGAACAUGAAAGACGAAAAUCGACCUUCAUGCAGAAUUUGAGAUUCAUUCAUUCAAAGAACCGAGCCAAAUUGGGAUACAGCCUAGGCGUGAACCAUUUAACCGACAAAACGAAAGACGAGCUGAAGGCGUUGAAUGGCUUCCGUUCGUCAGGAGUGUACAAUGGCGGCAAACCAUUCCCUUACAACGUCUCGAGUGCCAAGUUUGCUUCUCUUCCUGAUCAAUACGAUUGGAGAUUGUACGGCGCAGUAACACCGGUCAAGGAUCAAUCAAUUUGUGGAUCAUGUUGGUCGUUCGGAACCAUUGGUGCGAUUGAGGGCGCUUUCUUUUUGCGAAACGGUGGUAACUUAGUUCGCCUGUCGCAACAAGCUUUGAUCGACUGCUCAUGGGGAUACGGCAAUAACGGAUGUGAUGGCGGCGAAGAUUUCCGAGCAUAUCAAUGGAUGUUGAAAAUGGGCGGUGUUCCAACUGAAGAGGAAUACGGUGGAUAUUUGGGACAGGAUGGAUAUUGUCACGUUCAGAAUGUUACUCUUCAAGCACCAAUCACCGGCUGGGUUAAUGUAACGGCUGGAGAUGCGAACGCCAUGAAAAUAGCUUUGUUGAAGCACGGACCAAUCUCGGUUGCUAUUGACGCCUCUCACAAAACAUUCAGUUUUUAUUCGCACGGAGUCUAUUACGAACCGAAAUGCGGUAACACAGAGGAAGAACUGGAUCAUGCUGUCCUGGCAGUUGGAUAUGGUACGAUGAAUGGUGAACUGUAUUGGUUGGUCAAGAAUUCGUGGUCGAAUUAUUGGGGCAAUGAUGGAUAUAUUCUCAUGUCAGCCAGAGAUAAUAAUUGCGGAGUACUGACCACUCCAACUUAUGUUACUAUGUAAACAUUUAACAUCAUUUUUCCAACCAAUUUUCUUUUGUAGCAUUUGCACUGAUUUUUUAAAUAAAUUUUAAUAAAAAUU